Messenger RNA from Ostrea edulis (European flat oyster), 1720 nucleotides. RefSeq names its product DNA ligase 1-like. Bases 255 to 1385 code for a protein of 376 amino acids. Lineage: Eukaryota; Metazoa; Mollusca; Bivalvia; Ostreida; Ostreidae. The transcript is spliced from 8 exons. The record is from RefSeq and is a predicted model, not a curated record.
AGAACAAAACACAAACGAAACAAACUACACCGUUGUUUCGGCACUUUAAACCGAUUUCCCUCGUUCAUAAGGGUAAUCUUUAUACAAAGAGUUCCUAUUCAAACCCUCUUUUGGGUAUAAUCUCCAGCGCGUGUGUUGGUAGAAAUAUUGAUAUAUGUGUAUCGAUGCUGCUGAAAAUAUUCUUUGGCAGAUAUAAAGAUGAUAAGAAGCCGUAUAAAGUUUGAUUGGGAUAUUGAUUAAGUGUUGCGUCAAAGAUGUCGGCUACUGCCGUAGCGCGUACGGCGAUUCCUGGACCGACGACUAAUCCUUAUUCGGAUUCAGAAGAGCAGUAUGCGGACGACAACUUCAGCACAACGUCCACUCAGAUGGACACUUACUCCAAUUACACGGCCAACACUGAUACUCCUAUGUCACGCCUCAGUCGGUACGGCUUCAAGAUCCGCUCCUCGUCCAGUUUUCCCAGCAUUCUCGGUCUCUAUAGGGAGCCAAUUAAAGAGGAGUCCCCAAAGAAGAAGGAUAAAAAGAAGAAGAGGAGGACCAGAAUCCGAUACUCAGACAGCAAUCUUAGGUCUAAAGGAGCCACCCUGGAGAGCCUGAACACGGAGUCCCGGAGAACCACAGAGAACCGAGCAAUUCGGAUCGAGGCUGUGGCGCGGGAGCAGAUGGAAAGGUACGAAAAAUACAUCAAGAAGCUGCAGGACAAGGUUGAAAAACAGCGUGAGGACAGAAAGAUCAGUGAUGAAGAGUUGAACCGGCGGAUGAAGGCCCGCGAGGAAGAGGAACGAUCAAAAUCGAAUAUACGGAAACGCCCCAAGCAAGAGUUUGUCAAUGACUUACCAUACGUUAAAAAACUUCCCAAGUCCAACAUGAGAAAGGUUGUGCGACUCUCGGAUGAUCUGAAGAGGAAAGGCGUUCUAAAAACUCAGGAGGAUGUGGAUAAAUUCUGGAGGGACUUCGGGCACUCCGGACUGGAGCAGGAUAUCUUCAGAAAGGACACGGACAAGGAGAGUACUCCAGUUGACCAAACACAAGAUGAUUGGACCACAAUACACCGAAAAUCAAGAGCUAAAAUAAAGAACAAACAUAUACUGCCAGCAAGUCCCGACAAAUACAGUGAAGCCAGUAUACCUCCGCGAGGUCACACCAAACAUCUCGCAGACGAGAUCUUAUCGUCACGUGAUAACUAUGGCCAAGAUGGUCAGACACCGGAAGUGAAAUCCCCUGAAAGAAGAAGCAAAUCUAGACACAAGAAAAACUUACCACCCAUCGAAAGAAAGCGAUCCAAAUCCGAGAAGAAUCGAAAGAAAGCUAAAUCAUGGCCGGACCGCGACCCUGGCAACGAUUUGGAUGCGGUCAAAGAUGUUGCACCAGCUAAUGAAGUCUAGCCUGGUAUAUGAAACAAAGCUAAUUCACUCGUGGACACUGGGUUUGGAGAUGGUUCAAUAAUUGAUGACAGAUGUUACAGUUUCAUUUUCGAUUUUCGUAACGCAAAUUGGUUGAAAGUAGGCUCUUAUCCCAUGAAACAAUUAUAAAUGCUGACUGGUCUUGGCUCCACAAGCUGUGAAAUAUUCCAUUCCACGCAAUGAAGAUAAUUUUUGUGAUGUUGAUUAAUUGCACAUAUUGGUCAGGCAUUAAAAUGGCAAAAUAUAAGCCUUGAAUUCUAAAUGUGAAUGUAUCUUAAAUAUUAAUGACACAUUGUUAAUAAAACUUGUUAAACAAA